GGAGCAAUCAUCUACCGGCCUCCACUCCGCUUGCUGCAUGCCGCAAGCUCGCCUGUUAUCCACCUCACUAUGACGUUCACCCUUCUCGAUGCUGUACGAGAGGCGAGAUGAUUCGCAAAGGUAUAUACGCCAAACUGGCACUUCCGUAGGUUCUCCGUCCAAGUUUCAUUUUCGCCAUAUCUUUCACCAGCAAUCGCGAAUCAUCAUGGCGCUCUCACAAGCAGCAGGCAAGCUCGAGCAGGCUAUCGGCCACGGCGACAAUGCCACAACUAUUCAAAACGUCACGAACCCAGGACUGGACCGCGAGAAGUAUGGCGACCCGUCUGAGACGAUGUCCGCUUUGAUCUGGAACGGCAAGAACACAGUCGAGAUGACUGAAUGCCCCAAGCCCAAGAUCAUCGAGUCGAGAGAUGUCAUCCUCAAGGUCACUGGCUCAACAGUCUGUGGCUCCGACCUCCACCUCCUCCACGGAAGCGUUGUUGAAUUACAAAAGGGGGACAUUUUGGGACACGAAUUCUGCGGAAUUGUGGACGAGAUGGGCUCCGCCGUGAAGGGACUCAAGAAGGGCGACAGAGUGGUAGCCUCUUUCCAGAUCGCCUGCGGAGACUGCUACUACUGCCAGCAAAAAAUGUCCUCGCAAUGUGAGAAGACCAACAGCAACACAAUUGAGAACGCCAUGUACGGCGGUCGCACGGCCGGCAUGUUCGGUUACAGUCACUUCACGGGAGGUUUCGCUGGUGGUCAGGCGGAAUACACUCGUGUGCCUUACGGCGAUGUCAACCUUCUGAAGAUCCCGGACGAUGUCCCGGACGAGAAGGCACUCUACUUGUCGGACGUCAUCGCCACCAGCUGGAACUGCGUGGUCGACACCGUGGUCUACGAGGGCGACAUCGUUGCAGUCUGGGGUGCUGGCCCUAUCGGCCAGAUGGCAGCCGAGUUCGCUUUCAUGAGGGGAGCGCGAAGGGUCAUCGUCAUUGACAGCAACUGGAGGCUGGACUUCAUGAAGGAGAAGUAUCCCAAGGUCGAAACAGUCGACUACUCGCAGCUCAAGGAGACCAAGGGUGGCGUCGUCGCAAAGCUCAAAGAGAUGUGUGAUGGCCGUGGUCCAGACGCUGCCCUCGAGUGUGUGGCUGGCGAGUACCCGAAGGGCUGGAUGCACGCUGCUGAGCUGGCUCUGGGUCUCGAGACCGAUACCAGCGAGAUUCUCAACGAGAUGAUCGAGAGUGUCAGAAACUUUGGUCGUGUCGGAAUCACUGGUGUGUAUGUUGGCUAUACCAACCACUUCAACAUCGGCAGUCUGAUGGAGCGCGGCAUCCGCUUCAUCGGUAACGGUCAAGCGCCAGUGCACCGAUACUGGGAGGACCUUCUGAAGAAGAUCCAAGCUGGCGAGAUCGACCCUCUGAAAAUGGUCACACAUCGUGUGCGCGUGGAAGACUUGGACAAGGUCUACUACAAGUUCGAGAAGAAGGAGGACCACAUGCAGAAGGUGUACGUGGAGACCAGAUUCUCUGCGCCAGCAUGCGCCGGCUCGCCAGCCUUGAUUAGAUACACCGAUCGCCCAUUGAGAACAUAAUUGUAGAAGUCGAAUAGAGCUUUACGAGACCAAUGAGACAGAAUACUGUACAGAGCACUUCAGCCGAAUCACGAGCAUAGUAGCCAA
Messenger RNA from Cercospora beticola, 1660 nucleotides. Its product is annotated as zinc-dependent alcohol dehydrogenase. Lineage: Eukaryota; Fungi; Ascomycota; Dothideomycetes; Mycosphaerellales; Mycosphaerellaceae. The record is from RefSeq and is a predicted model, not a curated record. Gene Ontology annotation, molecular function: oxidoreductase activity; zinc ion binding.